GGGCGAAAGCACAGCUCCAGAGCAGAUGUGAACUGACAGAUAUGUCUAGAUAUGACUUCACACUGUGUAUAUAACGAGGUGAAACCUGGCAAAUAAGAGCCUGAAGUGGCCUGGCCCUAAUCCUCGAAGUAUUUGGACCCACCCUUUGAGGAAGUACCACGCAAACACAUCAAGCUGCGCGCAAUCGGGUCAAUUUGUAGGAUAGUUGCAGCACUCGGUAAGGGGGCGAGCAAUCAGUUGCAGCGUUGAACUGGAUUCGUACCUUCAUACCAAUAUGUACUAUUCCGAAUUCUUCAGUAGGCAAAUGUAUUUCAAUGAGACAAACGGCGAACGACAAGUCGUCCGGCGCCAUGUCUUGACACUUCUACAGAUUGCUGGGGAAGCAGCCGCAAGCAGACUGGACAAGCCUGGCGCACCAGAGCAAUCCAUGGGGAAGGGCGUGUUCUCGGGGACCAAACAAGCGUUUAUCGCAGAAAUGUAUACUUAAAGCC
Sphaeroforma arctica JP610 is the source of this 491-nucleotide messenger RNA. RefSeq lists its product as hypothetical. The transcript has a single exon. Bases 275 to 487 code for a protein of 70 amino acids. NCBI's taxonomy places the organism in Eukaryota, Ichthyosporea, Ichthyophonida. The record is from RefSeq and is a predicted model, not a curated record.